Molecule: messenger RNA, 778 nt
Organism: Neopsephotus bourkii (Bourke's parrot)
Lineage: Eukaryota; Metazoa; Chordata; Aves; Psittaciformes; Psittacidae
Gene: MND1
Product: meiotic nuclear divisions 1
Exons: 7
Coding region: 64-636 (190 amino acids)
Biological process (GO): reciprocal meiotic recombination
Cellular component (GO): nucleus
Molecular function (GO): double-stranded DNA binding
Source: RefSeq, a predicted model, not a curated record
GUUUCUUUUACUCUGUUCUAGUCCAAGAAAAAAGGUUUGAGCUUUGAGGAGAAGAGAGCUCGCAUGAUGGAGAUCUUCUUUGAAACAAAAGAUGUGUUCCAGUUGAAGGAUAUAGAGAAGAUUGCUCCAAAAGAAAAAGGGAUUACCUCGAUGUCAGUGAAAGAGAUUCUGCAGAGCUUAGUUGAUGAUGGCAUGGUGGACACUGAUAGAAUUGGAACUUCCAAUUAUUUCUGGGCUUUUCCAAGUAAAGCUCUUCAUGCCAGGAAGCGUAAAUUAGCAGAAUUGGAGUCUCAGUUUGCUGAAAGCAAUCAGAAAAAAGAGGCUUUACAGAAAAGCAUUGAGAAGUCAAAAAUUGGACGUGAAGAUACUGCGGAACGUGCAGCUCUAAUAGAGGAACUUGCUGCCCUUCGACAGAAAAAAGAGCAGCUAAAGGCAGAAAUAGACAAAUACAGAGAAUGUGACCCAGAUGUCAUUGAAGAAAUGCGCCAAACAAACAAAGUAGCCAAGGAGGCAGCCAACAGAUGGACUGAUAAUAUCUUUUCAAUAAAGUCCUGGGCCAAACGUAAAUUUGGAUUUGAAGAGAGCAGAAUUGACAAAGGUUUUGGAAUCCCAGAAGAUUUGGAUUACAUUGAUUAGUGUUCAGCAGCUGAUGACUGACACAGUUGUACAUAGUUUGUUUAAAUAUUCUCAGUUGGCAUUUCAAUGUGUAGCUGAAUCCUCUCCAAGCAGCUUUAUAAUUUGCAGGUUUUGUUAAAGUUAAUAAAAUGAUAAAAACAUG